AUGGCAGCUAUAGCAAUCCACUACUCAAUGACCAUUGGCCUCAACAAAGGCCACAAAGUGACCAAGAAUGUGGUAACUCCAUACCAGUGCCACCGCCGUGGGCACCUGACCCAACACAGCAAAUUUGUUCAGGACAUGAUCCUGGAAGUGUGCAGCUUUACACCUUACAAGAGACGCGCAAUGGAAUUCUUGAAAGUCUCCAAAGAUAAGUGAGCUCUGAAAUUCAUAAAGAAAACCAAGAGAAAGCGUGAAGAACACAGCAACAUUUUGGCAGCCAUGAGGAAGGCAGCUGCUGAGAAUGAUUGA
Eublepharis macularius is the source of this 306-nucleotide messenger RNA. RefSeq names its product 60S ribosomal protein L36-like. Gene Ontology annotation, cellular component: ribosome; cytosolic large ribosomal subunit. The record is from RefSeq and is a predicted model, not a curated record. Gene Ontology annotation, biological process: cytoplasmic translation. NCBI's taxonomy places the organism in Eukaryota, Metazoa, Chordata, Lepidosauria, Squamata, Eublepharidae. Gene Ontology annotation, molecular function: structural constituent of ribosome.